Lindgomyces ingoldianus is the source of this 2160-nucleotide messenger RNA. RefSeq lists its product as uncharacterized. NCBI's taxonomy places the organism in Eukaryota, Fungi, Ascomycota, Dothideomycetes, Pleosporales, Lindgomycetaceae. The transcript is spliced from 10 exons. Gene Ontology annotation, molecular function: zinc ion binding. The record is from RefSeq and is a predicted model, not a curated record. The coding region runs from base 1 to 2160 and encodes 719 amino acids.
AUGCUGCUAGGGUGCAGAUCCGGCGCUGCCUGUCCUUUCAGACAUGAGGCCAUAGAUACCGCCCAGCAGUCAACUGCCACCGUGCAGCAACAGCCUUCACGCAGAUCCCCGCCCUCGAGACAACUCGAACGAGCCGUGGGUGCGGAAACAGACCCAACUGUCCCUUCUCGUAGCACAAGAGGGCGCCAACAUGCUCCCGUCAAUACUUCUCGCAUUACCCAGCGCCCAGUUCCCCAGUCGCAGCUCGCAGAUCCUAGGGAGUAUCAGCUUUCCCAGCUUCGACGGAGAUUUACUCCGGAAGAACACGACAAAGAUAGCGCCACGAUACUAACAUUCCACCUCCGACCGUCUGACCCUGAUUUCCCCUUUGAUAUGGACGCGCUGGACUGCACUUUACACGUUCCAUUUGAUUACCCAGAUGGGGGCCAACCCACGCUCACAGUGACGAAUCCUAGUAUGGAAAGGGGAUAUCAAAUCAACAUCGAGCGUGGUUUCGAUAAGAUAGUUGCCACAUCCGCAUCCUUGAAUCUUCUUGCUCACCUGAACUCCCUCGACAGACAACUGGAGAGUUUCCUAUCGUCUGAGAAGGCGGACACUGUCAAGAUUGUGUCUCACAAGCAGGCAGAGAAGGAUGAAACCCAACGUCAUCUUACUGUGGGGGGUAAACGCCAGGCACCACCCUCACCACCAGCCUCACUCCAGAGAUCUGCGGAUCCGCUCAUUGUUCACACUUCUGAGCAGAAGUCACGAGCGAAACAGUCCCGCGACGCUGAAACGAAGCAGCUUGAGGCUCGCAUGGGCAGGCUACCCCAGUUCUCUCGAUCCUCAGAUGGUCUCACCUAUACAGUCCCGUUUGAGCCACGCAGGCGAGGAGACCUUCCUAUCGAGCUCCAAGCUGUUAAAUUGGUCAAGCUAGUUGUUCCCGAGAACUAUAGCCUCUUGCCAUGUCGAAUUGAGCUGGUAGGUGUUACUGGUGACUCAGCAUCAGCCGUGCAGGAUUCAUUCCUCUCCCGGGCUGGGAAGUUUCCUGAGAUGUCCCUCCUCAGCCAGAUGAAUUAUCUUUCACAGAAUAUGAAUUUAAUGGCUAAGCAAACGGCCGAACCUCUAGAGAAGCCCCACGUAAUCAAUCCUACUUUAGCACCAACGUCGCCAGAAGGGUUGAAAUCCGGACCAAGUUUUAGUGCUCUUGAACCAAUUCCUCUAUCCAGACUACCUGAUCGUCCACACCAGGUCACCAUCCCAACGCCUCCAGAAUGGAACACUGGUAACGAAAAUGAUGCUGAGAGCUCGGAUAGUUCGUCGGAAGACGACGAACGCUUUACUACUAGCAACGACGCUAAUAGAAGCGAGCAUGAUGCAUCUGGGUCUACCGAAAUGUCAUCUACUGAAAUCCCAUCUCAGGAAAGGGGAAUUCUAAUUUCCUUUCCACAUAUUGAUCUACACACCGUUGAACUUUUAGAGAUUGGAACGCUAAACAUUACAGUGAAAUGUGACCGUUGCAAAGACACCAAGGAUGUCGUCAACCUUCAGAACAACAUCCAGGAUUCCCACACAAGAUCGGAUUCCUGUAAUAAAUGUGCCAAUCCGUUCACAAUUGGGUUUAGAGCAGACCUCAUGCAUGCCAAUUCAGUUCGCGCCGGCUAUCUGGAUCUUGAUGGAUGUAGUGUCGUCGACAUGCUACCAAGUUCCUUCAUCCCAACGUGUGCAGAAUGUUCAACGGUCUACACACGGGUAGGAGUUAUCUCUGUUAGGGGAGAGACGUCAAUGGCGUUUUGCCGCGAGUGCCAUCGGAAGAUGUCUUUUCGGAUACCAGAGAUCAAGUUCUUGAGAAUCAGCGCCAGUACAGGCAUCGUGGUAGGGCAAGAAUUGGCCAACCAGGGCAGAUGCUCACAUUACAAGAAGAGUUACCGGUGGUUCAGGUUUUCGUGUUGCCAAAAGGUGUUCGCAUGCGAUAGGUGCCACGACCAGGUUGCAGACCACCCCAUUGAGCAUGCUAACAGGAUGCUAUGGUACCAAAAUUAUCGUCCCAAAGAUUGUGGGAUUUGCCACGCCUGGCUUACCGUGAGACCUGGCAAAGGUUUUUGGGAGGGCGGUCAAGGUACGAGGGACACGGCCAAGAUGUCGCGAAAAGGGGGUGUGAAAAGAGCCACGGUAGCUUGA